This is a messenger RNA of Exophiala bonariae, 1632 nucleotides long. RefSeq lists its product as uncharacterized. Gene Ontology annotation, biological process: negative regulation of transcription by RNA polymerase II; rRNA processing. The transcript is spliced from 3 exons. Gene Ontology annotation, molecular function: DNA binding. NCBI's taxonomy places the organism in Eukaryota, Fungi, Ascomycota, Eurotiomycetes, Chaetothyriales, Herpotrichiellaceae. Bases 1 to 1632 code for a protein of 543 amino acids. The record is from RefSeq and is a predicted model, not a curated record. Gene Ontology annotation, cellular component: nucleolus.
AUGGUCUCCUUUCAAUGCGAGGCAUGCGGCGAUGUUUUGACCAAGAAGAAACUCGACCCCCACCGAAACCAAUGUCGUGCCGCAGUUUUCACCUGCAUAGACUGCAUGACCACCUUCAAUGGCCUCGACUAUAGAUCCCACACAUCAUGCAUUUCGGAAGACCAGAAAUACCAGGGAGCGCUGUACCGGGAGAAACCCUCCAAAGCAGCAAAACGAAAGUCGGUGUCCAUUGUCGAGCCAGACGACUCCAAGGCCCUGGUGCCACGUCCAGCAUAUGUCGAGGACGCGCCCGAUGUUGAUGUCGACACUCCUCCUCAUGUCCCCACCCCUCCACCCGCCGUUCCAGCCUUGACCCGUGAUAGUGUCUUUGACUACAUGGUGGACGAGAGCGCCCCAAACACUCCUCAGAUCAGUUUUACGGCCAAAGAAAGGGAAGAAAUGUCCAUGGCCAAAGGUGCCCCAUCCAUCUUCACCAACAGCCGACCAUCGAGCCAGAAUGGAUACAGAAAUGAAGAAGAGCAGCUACUCAGUCAAGAGUAUCUGGAAAAUGGUUAUACAUGGGGCACCGAGCCCGUCAAGCCUCGGGGGAUGCUGGACAUGAACCACAGCUCCCUCACCUUGGAAUUCAUGACGCCUGCCGCCAAGGAAACCAAAUCAAAGUUGGACAAAAAGUCCCGGACGCGUUCGCAUAGUCGGACCGACAGUGGAAGUGGUCAGAAACGGAAACGUGAUGACCAGACCCCAGGUGACACGCUGAUGGUGGAUACAUCCAAGGUCUUGGACACCCCUACGAUUGUCCAUUCCGGUCUGACUGGGGGACUUAACCGGAUGACCACCGCAGAGGAAUAUCCAUUCCGACGAACACCCGAGACGGAAGAAAAGAACCAACUGGUGAUUGAAAAGAAUCGACCAGUUCGAAGAAGUCACAAAGUGGAAGAUCCCACCUCGCCCAUCAAACGUACCCGACACAGCAAGGAAGACCCCAACGGCCUGGGAAUAUCUAUCAAGGGUCGUGCCGUAAAGGCGCUUUCGAUGGUUGGGGUUGCCCUCCUUCCUGGCUCGGGCGACAAUUCGAAGGAAAAUCGAACGAGGAGAAGGGCCAGCUCGUCAGACCACGGCCAAAGCUUAUCACGUGCCCGAGAGGGAGAGAAACGUGAACGAAAGAAACACAAAGUCCACCGCCAUAACGGAACAGCAUCGGCCAAUGUUCGCCACGAACAUCGAUCCAAGCACCGGAGUAACAGUGAAUCGCCAUCUCACUCACCCAACGAAGGCACGACGCGAAAACUCAAGGCGAUUGAAUACCGCAAACAGGAUGAUUCGGGCUCGGACACCGACUCCGAUCCCACACCUCAGAACGCUCAGGGUGACGUCUCGAGAAGGAAGUCUACCAACGGCACAAUGGUGGUGUUUGGGGCCGAGGAAAAGCAGAAACGAGCAUGCCGGAGCUUUCUAGCCAACGCACCAGGGCUAGAUUCGGAUAAAGGAUAUUCGAUCCACAAAAUGUUAAAACGAUGGCAUAAACAAAAUGACGCCAGGAGUACGGCUCUCAAACUGGAAGAGGAACAGGACCUCUGGCGGGGUCUACGGAUCAGGAGGAACGAGAAGGGCGAAUUUGUUCUACUCUUGUGA